UGUACUGUUUCCGGUGAAACCGGAAGUGAAUUGUCUUGCGUAUUCGGACUCCAUGAACAAAAUCAUGUUUUAAAGUAAAUCGAGGAGUUGUUUGUCCUUAUUUUUGGAACCGAUAUACCUGUAACAACACCACGUGUUCGGUUAGAUGCGCUCCUUAUGCAUAUGAAGAGAAGUGGGUUGGUUUUUGGUCAUGAUUUUUGCUUUUUAGAAGCAUCCUAACAGAAGGGCUUUUUUUCCAAAGCAAUGUGAAAUCGUGAGCUUUUCCCUGUUUGUGGUCUGGGAACAGCAGAUGUUUCCUCGCCCAGCCCCUUAUGCAUAAAGACUCCAGCAAACACGAGGGUUGGCAUUUAUUCAGGAAUUGGCAGCAAGAUCAUGAGGCUAAAUGUUGGGAAGAAGUCAUCAAGUUAACAAGCUUGUUGUUUUAUUACAAAAGCCACAACACUGAAGCCACCUCUCAUCAGCUGGAUUACCCUGUCCCCUGACGUCUCCCUCCAUCCAGCUGGACAGCACUCACUCGCUGCCCCAGGUGCCACCAGGGGUUUGGUACCAUGAGGAACAAACGUGUAAAGACGCACUGCACGGGCUCUGCCGCUCUUCAGAAUGGUUCAUCUUUAGUUUAUAAGAACAGUGACAGCUUCUCUAAUGAGAUGACCGAGCAGCAAAGCAACAACUUCAUCCUUCAUAACUCUGCCUCCAGUGUGAGGCCAGAGCAGGACAACCCUGAAAUAUCUGGGUUCUUUACAGAAUACAUAGUUGGUGAAGAUGAUGACGAUGGCAUGAUCAGUGAUCCAGACUGGAACAAGCUUUCAUCAAACUCAGGAUCCGAUGAUGAGACAUUGUCUGCCAGUUCGGGUGACACUUCGAACAGCUCGGAUUCGGAGUGUGGCCCCGAGCCUGGAGGUAGACUAUGUUCUGAAUGUGGCGGAGGGCCGUACAAGUCGCUCAGGCUCCAUCUGCGUCAGUGUACGGGUGCAAAAAGAUACCAGUGUGUUCUGUGUAAGGAUUUAUUUUCUAAUGAGGCGGAACUCCAGGAGCACCACAUGCCGCUGUAUUUGUGUAAUAGCUGUGGUCAGGUCUUCCCAAAGAAGGUCUUCCACUCCCACUCCCAUUGUCCCAAACCACAGACGUCUCUGGUGCUCUUUUGCUCUGAGAUGUUGCCCAAAGCGUGUAACAUCUGUAAGUCCUUUUUCGUCUCAAAAAAGCUUCUGUUGGCUCAUGUCACCAAAGUUCACUCAUCAGUGGUCAGCACCAAAGUGUGCAUCAUCACUAAUCCAUCACUUCUGACAGAUGAAAAGAAACUAUCAGGUGUUCUUGGCACGCAAAUCCAGUCAGGUGUCCCUCCUGCAAGGGAAUCAAACCAGGUGGUUAACGGGAAUGUUUCUGUUGGCUGGACUCAUGAAGCUUCUUUGUCCAACUCGUUCCCUUUUCUUGCAUCAGAACAUCGUCCUUCAUCUGCCUCACCCGUAGACCAGCCAUCACUUUUUCUUCCCAGUACCUCCAGCCCAGCUCCAAACGCCAUCAACUCUGACCAUGACUACUCGUCCACCGCCACCGUUCUGGCCCUGUUCGAGAACAAGAGCCGCCAGCUGGCUCUGAUGAAACGUAUGAACUCAAGCUGGCGCUCCAAGCCCCCUCACCCCUGCAGGCAGUGCGGCGCCAUCCUGAGGCAGCCCUCCUUCUUCAUCAGUCAUCGCUACCUCCACCGAGGUCGGCGCUCACACCGGUGCUGGUGUGGGCGGGACUUUAAACACCAGCUGCACCUGCUGAGACACUGCCUUCAGCACGCCGAGGCCUUAAGCUACAUCUGCGUCAGCUGUGGCGACACUUUCACUGGAGCCAAACGCUUUGCAAAGCACCUUGUGGACAAAGUUGAGAAGAAGUCUCAUCGUGGACAAACGAUAAAAAGGAAAGUGAAGAAGAAAUGCGGAAUGCCCUUUAUAUGUGAAUGUGGGCUGCGUUUUUUUAGUCCUUCAGCGUAUUUAUGGCACCAAAUUAAGAACAAGAGCAAAAUAAGGGACAGUUAAUGAACAUCAGUCUACUUUUAUACUUCACUAAAUGUUCAAACUUCACACGUCAUCUGUCAGUCACUGGUUAGUUUGAAUUAAGAAAACAUUUAUUCUGAAAUGUUGAGGUGAAACGCUCAUUCUCUGGAUUGGAGAAAUGUUUUCAUCACAUAUAAACCAGAAAAUUAAAAUAAGUCAGCGGAAGGUUUGAAAAGAAAAAACAAAAACAAGGCACUUCAAGAAAAUGUCUUGUUUUGUUAAAACAUCACGGUUUCAAUUUCCAAAACAUGUUUAAUCCAGUUUUCCACUCAUAAAGUGCACUCUUGUCAUUAAUGUUCCAGUUUUUCUUUUAAAUCAUUUUGAUGGUUUUUAUUAUUAACAUCAUUCUUGAUCUUUUAGAGACAGUUUUUUCCCUGUAGUUGGAGGUAAACGUGAGUAUGACCCUGAGACAGUAAUUAAAAGUGUGACUGUUGGCCACUAGGUGGAGCAGUUGGGUCAUUUUUGAAAUGGAGGCAGGUGGGAAUUUUUACAUAUUUUCUUACUGAGCAAAAUGUAAACAUUAUUUAAGACGUUUUUAUCCAAAACCAGGAAGUUUCCACAGAUCAAGAUUUGUACUGUAAAAUAAAAUAUGCUUUCUGUGAAAAUGAAUUAAAUCACUUCAUUUCAAA
This is a messenger RNA of Nothobranchius furzeri (turquoise killifish), 2671 nucleotides long. RefSeq names its product zinc finger protein 883. Gene Ontology annotation, molecular function: DNA-binding transcription factor activity, RNA polymerase II-specific; RNA polymerase II cis-regulatory region sequence-specific DNA binding. Lineage: Eukaryota; Metazoa; Chordata; Actinopteri; Cyprinodontiformes; Nothobranchiidae. Gene Ontology annotation, biological process: regulation of transcription by RNA polymerase II. The record is from RefSeq and is a predicted model, not a curated record.